Darwinula stevensoni is the source of this 5507-nucleotide messenger RNA. NCBI's taxonomy places the organism in Eukaryota, Metazoa, Arthropoda, Ostracoda, Podocopida, Darwinulidae. The record is from the annotation of a GenBank genome assembly.
AUUUUGCAGGUUUUUUGCCUCUGCCCGGGAUAUCUUAUCCAUUCAAUGGGCUCUGGCAUGCCUUCAGUUUCCAAUUCUCCUUUUCAACUCUUUUCAGUGUGAUUUAGUUAUUUCUCUAUCCAACCAGGAUGGAUUAGACAUCAAGAGUGUGUUUUGCCUUUUCCCUGACCUCGGAGUGGUUGGGGAAAGAGACAUUGGCAUCACGGAAUUAUUGACCUCUCAGUUGCCACAACUCAUUCCUUGAGUGCUUUUUUUUCUGGUAAUCCUGAUUUCCAAGGAACUCUGAACCUUGCCAGCCCAUCGUCUACCAGCUUCAGUGACCUGUCUUGCAAACGGAGGACAAUUUCCCAUUCCACAUUAUGCCUGAUUUGGUCUCAUAGACCAAUACUUUAUCAUGAGAAUCCUCCCAUUCAUCUGAGUGGACGUGAAGACAUAGUGUAUGUGUGUAGAUACUCAUAGUAUGAUACCAAUUGUGCCUCUGAAUUACUAUCAUGUGGAAGAAAUGAUAGUGGGCAAAAUUUGCCCAUGAAGAUCUGCAUCAAGAUGUGCACUCCAUCAACAUCAUGCAAAGUGGGGGACUUUUGAGCCAGGAGGACAGGAGUCGCAAUGAAGUACUUGCGAGUUGUGUCCUUGCCGGAUGGGCUGCAGAAGUGGCUUGCUGCUGAACUGGAGUCACGUGGGAUUGAUGCUGUUGUGUAUGCCCACUAUGUCCUGUCUCUCCUGGCUCAAGACUCCUUGGACCCUUCAGAUCUUGAUCAAGACUUACCACCAGAUUAUUUGGAUGCUGCAUCAACACCCUUGCCAGGGAAGAAGUUAAAUAAGAAGUCAGCAAAGAAGAUGCGGAAAGAAGAUGGGGCUCGUCGAUCUUGGGAUUGCGAAGACCUCAAGCGUCAUGCAGCAGUAGAGUGUCUUCUGUCUGCAUCUGAUGAGACAUGCGGCAUUGAAAAACUGGUGGAUGAAUUAUGUGCCAAGCUGAAGGAGUUCCAGGAAUGUGAGAGCUUAGGGUCCAGGAAUAGUUUGCAAGUUGGCCAUUGUGACCGAGAGCCACUCCAGGGCAGCAGCAAUCCCGUAUCACCAGAGGAGCGUGCCAAGCAGUAUUUUGCUGCAUUCCCGGCUCUGAGUGAUGAAGAAGAUCAGCCUGUUGUUAGGGAAAAUGAAGAAUCUGUUUGGAAUGGCAAGGCAAAUCUGGAAAUGAAACAUGAAGAAAAGCAAUGGGAACAUGGAAGCCAGAAAGAGUCUAUGGCACACAGACGCAAGGUUCUAGGUCCCUUGAAUCAAGUCUUCAUUGUUCCCCAUUUGAAUGAAAAAUCAAGCAAGAAGUUCCUGGUCCCAUCCUGGAUUGCACAUUUAUCUGAAGGAGCUGUUAGUGGGAAAAAGAUUGAUCAGAGUCUCAAAUGGGAUGCUGAAAAUUCAUGCCCAGAAACACUGAAAGAACACAUCCAGAAAACUUCAUCAGAAGGUAUUGAUCGCAAGGGCAGCUGGAAUGGUCUGAAGGCAUGGGAUGGAGAGGAACUCCCACCCCCAGUAAAAUUCAGAUGUCAGAAAGCAGAGAAUCCUGAUCAGAAACAAGGUGGAUCUCAUGAUUCUUCCAUGGAAAAGUUUAUGUCCAAGUUUGAUGAGCGUUUGGAGUCCCUCUGGUCAAAUCCCAGCAAUGUACCCCCUCCAGGAUUUAGCCACAUUCAGCAUUCACUUGCAGCCUUUCCAGCUACCUCAUCCCCUCUUCUCCCUGAAGCACAUGGCUCUGUGGGAAGCAAGGAAGAUGCAACAGCAUUCAAAGAUGGAGUCUUCUUUGGUAAUGUUGAUCAUGACAUCCAUCCACCAGAUGUGAACAGCAGUGACAGCUUGAAGAGUAUUUGGUCAUCCCAGACUGACACCAAUUACAUUUGGUCAUCUCACUUGUCAUCACCUCUCCAGGGUGACACUCUUCAGAGCUGGUUCAGUAAGAGAGGUGAAAUGAAACCAGAAGUCGUGAAUAUGAUCGGUGGGAAUACUGAGCAUUGCUUAUUUGAUCGAGACUUUCCAAGAGUAGAAGGCUUUGGCAAAGUUCUUCCAAGCAAUGACAAAGGAUUUCUCUAUCACAAGGGAGAAAGUUGCUUUGAAGAAGUGAACAACAAAUGGCAAAUGGCUGACUUGCGGGAGGAUCUCAGCACGGUCCUGACCAAAUUCGCUCAGUCAGAAUGUGCUGACAUCUCCAAAGAGCCCGGUCGAUCUGAAGAGAAUCUCCUUACAUCUCCUAAGACCCACUUUAAGCCCAUUAAGCAGGAGAGCCUGGAUGUAUCCCAAUCUAGUGAUCGUUAUGAAGAUGGUGCAACAUUCACCAUCUCUUCAGAAGAUGAAGAUGAAAAGCCUCAGUUUGUCCAGGAGGAGAAUGGAUAUUACCUCACCAUUCGUGGAGGUAAAUGCAGUUCCCGCAACUCCCCUGAGAAGUUCAUGAUUUUCCACCCAACAGCCUCUAGGCCAGAGAAACCUGAUCCUGACAUGACAUUAGAUUGGCAAUUCAUUGAGAAGGAUGCAACUGUCUCACUUCAUGAUGGAAGGAUUUCAAGGGAUGCCUCUGCAGGGUUUUGCCCCAAGUUCAAGUUACGAAGUUCAGCCUUGGAGAAGAAAUGCCAGACUGACCAGAUGUUAGAUCCCAAGGAAGGAAUAGAAUCAGGAGCCAGGAAUGCUUCACAUGGCCCACAACACCCUCUUUCUACUUAUUCUGAUGAAUGGAUCUUUAAACAGACACAGUCAGUCAAUAGACACUUGCUGGCCCCAAGGCAUCUUCCAGAAGAAAUCCCGCUUCCAGAUCUUGGAUAUCAGAAGUGGAGUAGAGCUGAAGGAGAACCCAAUGAUGGAGAUUCUCAUGAACCUGAAGACUCAAGUGAUGUCCCUGUGGAAUUCCUUGAGGGUGCCCUAUAUGAUUCCAUGUUUUGUUUUGAUCUUGAGCAAUUGAAGGCCCAAGUAUCAGGUCCUAUACCUAACUUUCCCAAGCAGAAGAGGGGAAUCAUGUACUCUGAUGAGUUGGAGGCAGCUUGGAGGGAAAAUGACCUGAAGCUUCAUCGCACCAAACGACUUCGGUCAAAAUUGGUGAUGCAGCGCCCAUGUUCAUUCUUCUUGGAAGGAACCUGUCGCCGUGCAGAUUGCCGAUUUUCUCACGAUCUCGCUUCGAUCCCGUGCCGGUUCUGGGAGAAAGGUGCAUGCUUCAAAGGCUAUCUUUGCCCGUUCCUCCACGCCACGCAAGACGCCGAUGCCACUCCUCUUCCCGAAACCUUGAAGAGUGUCCGUUUGCAGCAGGGAUUCGAGCUGAGAUCUGAGGCCGAUUUCCCCACUCUUGCUCAUCCUCCUGCUCCCUCACCAGAAAAGGCAAGGGAUCCCUGCCAGAGUGAUCUCUGUAAAAGCGAAGAUCCCUGAAUAAGAGUCGUUAGGCAUGGUCAUCUCGACCACGGAAACCACUUAGUCCUUCCUGCUUCCCUGCAGAUGAUGUCCGAUGAGAAUGCACGAGAGGUGAAAGGCGCCAAGCGCAAGCAUCACGGUUCCUCCUCGAAGGAGUCCACUUCAAAACCGCUGUGCAAAUUUGUGGCAAGGCAAUUGCCAAGCACUCGCGCUAAGAAGCAGAGUGGUUAAGCUUGCUAGCUCUUUGUUUCCUGCUUAUUUUUCCCUUUUCUUUUGGUUUGGUCUCUCCUGCUGAAAAAGGCCAUGCCACUCGCACUGCUUCUCACGGUAUGAAUGUGAAAGCUGUCUAGGUUUAUGCAAUUUGCUCUGGUAGGCAGGACCCCAGAGAGGUAUGAGUUUUUGCUUGUGCUUUCCCAGCUGAAGUUGACCAAGAGUGCUUGAUGCUCCCACGUUGUUGUGGUGUGGUAGUUUGUCUCACAGCCCCCCACAAAUUUAUUCAAACCUCUUAACAUGUACUCCAGGGUAACAUGCGUUCGAGCUGAUGUACAAUGUAUUCCAGUUACAGCAAGAUAAUCACGAUGAAUAAUCUUUUCAUGCCUUUAUAAUCUUGAUGAACCCCUCAGCUUUGUGCAUCUUAUGAUUGUCAUACCUAAGCACAUAGUCUUCUCCCCUCUCCUGUAUGAUUGUAUUCAAGAAGUUUAGUAAUUUCUCUUUCUGUUCCUAUUGAGAUUGUUGCAGUUAGGACUACUGUGUCCUUCAUUGAUAUGUUUGGUGAUUUAAUUUGAAUGUGUGGAUGUGCAUUCACUUUGUGGCAGUGAUGGUGAUGAGAAUGAUGAUGAUGAUGUUUGUCGUCGUCGCAUGGCCAGUAGAUUUGUGUGAAAGAGACCCCAGAGUUGGCUAGAUUUUCACCCGAAGCAUGAAUCUAGUCGUCUCAGAUCUACCAGCUCAUCUCAUGCUAGAGCCACAAGGUGACAAAACCCUCCUGUGAAUGUCUCAGAAGCAUGCCACUGCUUCCUCUUUCCUUUCUGCUUUGGAAACUCCUUACUGUACCUGAUAGUGAGCAUGUGCAAUCGUGCAACAAAUUAUGAGCAACAAGAGAUGCGAGGUUCCGUACGGACACACAAACGACAUUGCAAAAGGGAGUGGCAUGCUGGACCUAGGCCUACCCGCAGGAUGAUGCAGGGCCGUACCCGUUCGGCAAUCAUUUCUUUGGCAAAGGAACCUUUCGCCAUCUUGAGAGUUUUUAUGUAUCGUGUAUCUCGAGUGGCACCCGGUUUCCUUCUAUGUCGGAAGUAUUUUGGACUAGGAGAUGAUGCCUCAUUCAGAACCGAGCAAUAAUCAGCCACAAGCCCUCUCCCCCAUGAGAUUUGCCAUUAUUGUGAUAGUUCUCGUCAAAUAGUUUCGGCCGGAAUGGUUGAUUUUCUAAUUGAUGCGUCUGCAGGUCAUGGCUGAUUUCCUUAUUGACGUGUCUGCUAGGACAUACUCAUCCUAUUGCUUCGUUUCUUUUCUUUUCUCUCCCUCUUCAUUUAUCGUCUUUUUGUCUCGUCAUCGCCUCGGUCUUCCCCUGUCCCUUUUUGCCUCUGCGAUUCUCGAAAGCCACCCGUCCCAGAGCCCCCUCUGGCGACGAAGGGCGUAGUCUCGGCUUCAGCUCCUUUUCUCCCCCGAAAACAGUAUUUAUUUUUGGAGAAGCCGAGCUGAAACCGACGAGGUAGUCGACCGCACUCGACACCGCGAGAAGGUGCCACCGAGGAUGCCACUGCCUCCUCGAACGCGGCAGCUGCCGGAGGGAGCCACAAAUACUCACGUGAAGGGAGGAAGGGGGGGGGGAGAGGGAGGGAGAGACCCCCUUCGUCUGAUUUCAGAGGGCCGGGUGGUGAUCCCCCAUUAUAUGAAGUUGUUUCGAUUUGCAUGCGCCCGCGUCGUCAUCACCCGGCUCUCGGAGCUAUGCGUCCGUGCUCCCGUCGGCUUGGCGUUUAGUUCAUCCUCGGUUUCUCGUCUUUUGAAGAGAGUGAUUCGAUAUCGGCAUGGUAUUUUUGAGUUCGUCACCUAAUAGUCUCAUUUACCCCGGAUGUGAUGAAUUGGAAAUUUGAGAGCUACUGGAUGAAUAAAGCCAGAAAAGAGGACUGAAGCAA